This is a messenger RNA of Capronia coronata CBS 617.96, 963 nucleotides long. RefSeq lists its product as uncharacterized. NCBI's taxonomy places the organism in Eukaryota, Fungi, Ascomycota, Eurotiomycetes, Chaetothyriales, Herpotrichiellaceae. The transcript has a single exon. The record is from RefSeq and is a predicted model, not a curated record. Gene Ontology annotation, molecular function: proteasome binding. Bases 1 to 963 code for a protein of 320 amino acids.
AUGCGGAUUCAAUAUCGAGAUGAGACCCUCGACCUCGAGGAUGUUAACGACGAUACCAUCAGUGGCCUCGCUGUACGAUGCGCAGAGAGAAUCGGCGCCGACGUCGAGCGGGUGUCUCUCUUCUUCCUGCCGAAACCGGGCUUCAUCAAACACCCGUUUCCCGAUCGCAAACUGAGUGACUUCCUUACGCCUGCCACGCGCAUCAAAUUGGUUGGCGCCCCAAAGUCCGAGAUCAAGAAGUUGGACGACAUGGCGGCUACCAGCCGAAGGACAUCACGAGCCAGCACCGUCAAGCCCGUCCAGGCAAACAAGAGCCGGGAUUGGAAGAAGGUGCAGGAAGAAAGCAGGUACACUUUCCACGCUAUAGAAUCCCUACCAUACCUACCGAACCCGGAGAAGAGUCGAAGAUAUCUUGAGCGCUUGGCCAACGACCCGGGGAUCAAGGCAGCCAUGCGCAAACACCAAUUCAGCGUGGGGCUACUCACCGAGAUGAACCCGGCGGAGCAUACCACACACGAAUCCCGGACCUUGGGAUUGAAUCGAAACCGCGGCGAAGUGAUCGAGCUGCGCCUCCGGACGGAUCGGUAUGACGGAUACCGAGACUACAAGGUCAUCCGCAAAACACUCUGCCACGAGCUUUCGCACAACGUGUGGGGUGAGCAUGAUCGCAACUUUUGGAACCUCACCAAAGAGAUCGAGCAGGAGGUGGAGAGGAACGACACGCUUCACGGGGGCCACCGUCUGUCGAGUGAGGAAUUCUACAAUCCCGACGACGUGUAUGAGGACGCGGAGCAUGCAGACCACGGCGGCUGGACCGGUGGCGAUUUUGUGCUGGGGCGAUCCAACGAUGCUCCCGGCGAGGCUGGCUUGAGUCGGCGAGAAAUCAUGGCCCGCGCUGCCAUGAGCAGGCAGCAGAAGGAAAAGGAGGCGCGACAACGCCAGGAGCCAUCAUCUUCAGCAUGA